AUGGAAUACUAUAGAGAGUCUCAAGAUGUGAAGAAGAUAAAGAAAACGCUUGAUGUCCUUUAUGUUGCGGUGAAAUAUCGACCUGAAUUAGAAGAACUGUACAAGAAAACCAAGAAGGAAUAUGACAGAGCAUUGUCGAUCGCUAGAAAAAAUCACAAUGGCAAAAUAAUAUCGGAGGCUAAAAAUAAAACAAAGAUGGUUUGGCGGGUCAUAAAGGAUACCACUGGCUAUGGGUCCCUGGGUACUGGGAAACCUAUAAUGAAUGGGAAUCCAGAACAGGUAUUUGAUGAUUUUAACUCCUAUUUUGCUAAUAUUGCACCAAAUAUUACUACUGCUAUGCUACAUUCAGGGGAUGGUUCCACUUUUGAAGUCAAGAAGGUGGAAAACUCGUUUUAUAUGUUUGAUAUUACAGAUGCGGAGAUUAGGUCUAAAAUUCUAAAGUUCAAUAACAUUAACAAAUCGUCUACUGGAUAUGACGAUGUUCCCAUUAAGGUGACAAAGAAGGCUUUGAAUCUCAUAAUUGAGCCUUUAAAGUUCAUUAUGAACUGUUCAUUCAAGAAAGGCAUUUUCCUUGACAGCCUGAAGGUAAAUAUUGUUAAACCGUUGUUCAAGAGAGGAGCUCCAAAUGAUUAUGGUAACUACAGGCCAAUUAGUCUUAUAACAGCAUUCGCUGAACUUUUUGAAAAAGUACUAGCUGAAAGACUUUUAAGCUUCAUAAAAAAAUUCAAUGUCAUUACAAAACAUCAGCAUGGUUUCACCGAAGGCCGCAGUACUCAAUCAGCUAUUUUUGACCUCACAUGGGCAAUUGUGACUGCUCUGGAGAAAAGAGAAGUCCCAGAUGCUCUGUUUGGGGACUCAUCUAAGGCCUUCGACCAGGGGCGGAUACAGGGGGGGGGUGCAUGGGGGCCAUGGCCCCCCUCGCGGAUCUUAUAUAUAUAA
Messenger RNA from Harmonia axyridis, 939 nucleotides. RefSeq lists its product as uncharacterized. Lineage: Eukaryota; Metazoa; Arthropoda; Insecta; Coleoptera; Coccinellidae. The record is from RefSeq and is a predicted model, not a curated record. Bases 1 to 939 code for a protein of 312 amino acids. The transcript has a single exon.